This is a messenger RNA of Juglans regia (Persian walnut), 1194 nucleotides long. RefSeq names its product GDSL esterase/lipase EXL3-like. Gene Ontology annotation, cellular component: extracellular region. Gene Ontology annotation, biological process: lipid metabolic process. The transcript is spliced from 5 exons. NCBI's taxonomy places the organism in Eukaryota, Viridiplantae, Streptophyta, Magnoliopsida, Fagales, Juglandaceae. The coding region runs from base 21 to 1109 and encodes 362 amino acids. The record is from RefSeq and is a predicted model, not a curated record. Gene Ontology annotation, molecular function: lipase activity.
UACACUUUCUAUUCGUCAAAAUGUUUUCUUCUUCUUCUUCUUCUGCUGCUGCUGUAUUAUUGUUCCCUCUCAUUUUUUCUGUUCUUUUCUGCCAUUCCAAGGCUGUCAUUAAGCUACCACCAAAUGAAACCAUUCCAGCAGUAAUAGCGUUUGGAGAUUCAAUCGUGGACGCGGGCAACAACAACCAGUUAAAAACUCUUGUUAAGUGCAAUUUCCCUCCCUAUGGACAGGAUUUUCCUGGAAAAGUUCCAACAGGCAGAUUUGGCAACGGAAAGGUCCCCUCAGACAUGAUGGCUGAGGAAUUGGGAGUUAAAGAUAUUGUGCCAGCAUAUUUGGAUCCACUUCUGCUUCCUCAAGACUUGAUCACAGGCGUAUCUUUCGCUUCAGGUGGCGCAGGUUAUGAUCCCUUGACACCAAAAAUAGUGUCAGUUAUAUCAUUGUCCGAUCAAUUAAAAAUGUUCAAAGAAUACAUAGCGAAGCUGAAAGGAAUUGUUGGAGAAGAGAGGACAAACUUCAUACUGGCCAAAAGUAUCUUUCUAGUGGUGGCCGGCAGCGACGACAUUGCUAAUACAUAUUUCCUUGCUCGUGUACGGCAAUUGCAGUACGAUGUCCCUUCCUACACUGAUCUUAUGGUCGACCAGGCUGCCAUUUUCUUGAAGGAAAUAUAUGAGCUGGGGGCACGAAGGAUUGGAGUAUUGAGUGCACCGCCAAUUGGAUGUGUGCCGUCGCAAAGAACUCUGGCUGGAGGGAUAUUACUGAGACAGUGUUCAGAAAAGCACAACCAAGCAGCAAAGUUGUUCAAUACUAAACUGUCUUCGACACUCGAUUCCCUUAACAGCAAGCUACCCAACAGCAGAAUUGUCUAUAUUGAUGUUUACAAUCCUCUACUUGACCUAAUUGAAAACCCUGAAAAAUAUGGCUUUGAGUUUGUGGAUAAAGGAUGCUGCGGUACAGGGGAUAUAGAGGUAGCCGUGCUUUGUAACCAAGCGUCUGCCACCUGUACAGAUGCAUCUGAUUAUGUUUUUUGGGAUAGUUAUCAUCCCACGGAAGCAGCAUACAAGACCCUUAUUGGUCAAGUCCUCCAAAAGUAUCUCCCUAGCUUCUUCUGAGGCAUGCAUGCAUGAGCUGACCUAAUUGAAAUUCAUGAACUGCGCUAAAUAUAAAAUUAAGCUUGAUAAACAUGGCAAAAAUAUU